Microdochium trichocladiopsis is the source of this 749-nucleotide messenger RNA. RefSeq lists its product as uncharacterized. The transcript is spliced from 4 exons. Bases 1 to 468 code for a protein of 155 amino acids. The record is from RefSeq and is a predicted model, not a curated record. Lineage: Eukaryota; Fungi; Ascomycota; Sordariomycetes; Xylariales; Microdochiaceae.
AUGCACGCGCUGAAACCCAGAUGCGUGAUUAGCCAACAAUACGCUAGCCGCAAAAGAAGCAAUCUUGAAGCUGGGCUUGGCUGGGACGGUAAGCUACGUGCGGGGGAAGAUGAAGGCUUGUUGAUCGUCCCUUGGGUACACGAGGGCAUGGAUCCACCUGAAGUCGCCGUGCACACGGGCGGAGGACAGCACGAGUUGAAGCUCAGUCUUCCAGGUGCCUGCAAUGACUUUGCACUGGGUGGGAGACAGGCGCAUGAGGCUUGGUCUCCAGGGAGUGGCAGCUUCCUGGUUUUGGUAUGGCGGAGCCAAUCGAUAGAAGGGCCCUCUGAGGCACAGGCGGCGAUCGCCAUCGGUGAGCUGACAUAUGGCGUUUACCUCCCUCCCAGUUCCUUCCAGACCCCACCAGAUCCUGUCUCCCACCACUCUGACAGCUUUCGCAAGUUCCGGUAUAACCGUUGGGGAUUGUAGUACAGGAUGUCCUCAUGCUUGGUGCUCGGUCUUGCAAAUACAAGACAUGUGCUUCCAUUAAGUCUCCUAUCUCAUCAGCCCUGAGUAAGGCCCGCAGAUAGUGACAUUCAAAUAGCGGGUUUGCUCGCUGUCUCGCUCGAUGGUUCCAUCAUCAGCCAGUUGCUGACUAGUCUCGGCCUCAAGCCCUUCCUCGCGUUCCAGGCGGUGUGGCUCGGACUGCUCGGUCUCGUUGCAUAAUUUCUUGGGUAGAAUAUCGAUGUAUAGCUUGAGGGAUUUGGUAG